AUUUACUUUGGAUGGGUGCAUGAAUGCUUUGGAAUAGUAUGUUUAAAUAAUUUUUUAAUAUAAUCCUUUUUAUUUUAUUAUAGACCCAAACAAAAAAAAAAAUGGACAAAAACAAGAAACCAUCAAAAAAGUACCGAACACCAGCACCACAAAUCGAGGAUUCUUCCUCUGAUAAGAAAGAAAGCUCACCAGAUUCUUCAAUCUCCAGUUAUUUCACCGCCGCCUCCACCUCAGCAGAGGCCCAAAGUGUCCAAAAGUCAAUCAUCACAUAAGAAAAGAAAAUCAAAAAAGAAGCUUUUGUCUGAAAAGAGACUACGGGAAUCCUCCGAAGAGGAUAUGUCCGAAAAAACAAACAUAUCCAGAAGUCCCAGUUCAGAAUAUAUACCAUCCCUACAUUCUGAAGAGGAAUCGGAGGAGAGUUCGAGUCCCGCAUGUGUCUCCCAGGAUAGGCUUCCCAAAGAGCCUGAAUCACGUCCCGAGCAUCAGCCAAAAAGAGGAAGAGGAGGCCUCAUUGUCCGUGGCAGAGGACGUGGUCGUGUUGGCGCCAGGCCCGGGCGGGCGAAUAUUGAAGAGGGGCAGGAUGUGCCUGAGGUGUUAAUUGAUGAUAAUCUCCUCAUCGCCAUGGUGGAGGCACGUCCUGCCCUUUGGGAUUCGUCUGACCCAAAACAUGCUAGGCGCCAAUACUGCCAGGCUCUUUGGGAAGAGGUAUACAGAGGAAUCUGUAAUUCCUGGGAGGACCUUUCAGAAGCCAAUGGAUGGUUCAUUGGGAAACAGAUCAAACAACAUUGGACAUCGAUCAGGGACCGGCACAUGCGGGACUUAAGAGAGGAGGAACAAAGGCCAAGUGGGUCGGGGGCCUACACGAAGACCCCCUACAUAUAUCGGCCACUCCUCGGAUUCCUCAACAAGGUUCACAAAAUCAGGAAAACACAGUCGAGUCUGAGGCCAACUAAUCAGCCAACAGAACCGGAUCCUCCAGCCUCCCCCACCGUCCCUGUCCCAGACCCCAACACUGCUGAUCAGGGACAAGAACAUUCUCCCCUACCAGUGUCCUCAUCAUCCAGACCAAAUCGCCAGAGGAUUGAAAAAUCCUUUGGAGAUUUGAUCCGGCCGGUGAGGACCGGUAGGAGAAAGUAGGAGAUGAUGGAAAAUCUCAUUAAGCUCACAAAGGAGAACUUAAUGAGAUUGGAUGAUAGAGUAGAAUUCUUAAGGGAGGAGUUUUGCCGGUCACGGCAGGCGGGGGGCAGGGCUGUCAACUGGUCCCCCUUCGGAUUCUCUACUGUAUCUCCAAAGCCUUGCUCCCAUGCUGGAGAGUUUGUCCCUAGAGAAGCAGUGUCAGUUCUGCAAGGAGUCAUUCGACAGUCUGUCUAGACUCUGCUGCCCCCCUCACACACC
Hyla sarda is the source of this 1395-nucleotide messenger RNA. RefSeq lists its product as uncharacterized. Gene Ontology annotation, biological process: regulation of transcription by RNA polymerase II. Gene Ontology annotation, cellular component: nucleus; transcription regulator complex. Bases 337 to 1137 code for a protein of 266 amino acids. Lineage: Eukaryota; Metazoa; Chordata; Amphibia; Anura; Hylidae. The record is from RefSeq and is a predicted model, not a curated record. The transcript is spliced from 9 exons.